Molecule: messenger RNA, 1788 nt
Organism: Symphalangus syndactylus (siamang)
Lineage: Eukaryota; Metazoa; Chordata; Mammalia; Primates; Hylobatidae
Gene: DBP
Product: D-box binding PAR bZIP transcription factor
Biological process (GO): regulation of transcription by RNA polymerase II
Cellular component (GO): nucleus
Molecular function (GO): DNA-binding transcription factor activity, RNA polymerase II-specific; RNA polymerase II cis-regulatory region sequence-specific DNA binding
Source: RefSeq, a predicted model, not a curated record
GGGCUGGACGCGCCGGGCCGGGACCCGGAGGAGGGGCGCGCGCUGUGGCGUCGGGUGUUUUGGUUUGGAUUUUUUUUUCCGCGAAAGAAGUUUGCUUUGGCCACGCCUCAAGGCGGCCGCCUCCUCCUGCCCCCUCCUCCGCCCCUCCGCGCACACCUCUAGGUGCAGAUUGCAAAGCGCCUUCCGUUGCGAGAGCUGCAGAUUUUGCAAGAGCCAGGCUCGCCCACCUUAUAGAAGGAGCGCCUUGAGUCCCCUCUCACCCUCGGUUGCAAAGAGCCGGCGGCUUGAUCUGGAUACCCCCUCGCCCAGACUGCAUGAUCUCCCGGGACCCUCUUGAGUUGCACGUUUCUGCACCGAGGACCUCAAAUCCCCGUCGCUCCUAGGAUUUGCAGCGUUCUGGAUACUGGAGGGUUGCAGGCUACACUCGCCCGCCCCUGGGCAGACACUCGUCCAAACCACUGGAGUGUGCUGGUGACUGGCAGGCCAGCCCUUCUCCUCUCCAUGAACCCGUGAGCCUGGGGGCAGGUGCCAGGCGAUGGCGCGGCCUGUGAGCGACAGGACCCCGGCCCCUCUGCUGCUGGGCGGCCCGGCCGGGACACCUCCUGGCGGGGGAGCGCUGCUUGGGCUGCGGAGCCUUCUGCAGGGGACCAGCAAGCCCAAAGAGCCGGCCAGCUGUCUCCUGAAGGAAAAGGAGCGCAAGGCGGCCCUGCCCGCAGCCACAACCCCUGGGCCAGGCCUGGAGACUGCGGGCCCGGCGGAUGCCCCGGCUGGGGCGGUGGUGGGCGGCGGGUCCCCGCGGGGGCGCCCGGGGCCGGUGCCCGCCCCAGGUCUGUUGGCGCCACUGCUAUGGGAGCGCACGCUGCCGUUCGGCGAUGUGGAGUACGUGGACCUGGACGCCUUCCUGCUGGAGCACGGGCUCCCGCCCAGCCCCCCGCCCCCCGGUGGCCCGUCGCCGGAGCCGUCGCCCGCGCGGACGCCCGCACCCUCCCCAGGGCCGGGUUCGUGCGGCUCGGCUUCCCCCCGCUCCUCUCCUGGGCACGCCCCCGCCCGGGCUGCCCUCGGGGCCGCCAGCGGCCACCGCGCAGGCCUGACCUCUCGGGACACACCCAGCCCUGUGGACCCAGACACCGUGGAGGUGCUGAUGACCUUUGAACCUGACCCAGCUGAUCUUGCCCUAUCAAGCAUUCCUGGCCAUGAGACCUUUGACCCUCGAAGACAUCGCUUCUCAGAAGAGGAACUUAAGCCCCAGCCAAUCAUGAAGAAGGCAAGGAAAAUCCAGGUGCCAGAGGAGCAGAAGGAUGAGAAAUAUUGGAGCCGGCGGUACAAGAACAACGAGGCAGCCAAGCGGUCCCGGGACGCCCGGCGGCUCAAGGAGAACCAGAUAUCGGUGCGGGCGGCCUUCCUGGAGAAGGAGAACGCCCUGCUCCGGCAGGAAGUGGUGGCCGUGCGCCAGGAGCUGUCCCACUACCGCGCCGUGCUGUCCCGAUACCAGGCCCAGCACGGGGCCCUGUGAGGCUGCCCCACAUCCCCACCUGGCGGAGCUCUCCUCCGCCUUGCUGAGACUUACGCCCUGUUCCCUUCCUGCCCUGUGGCCCACGGGCCGGCCAGCUGGGUGCCCCAGGGACGUGAUAAUGCAGAUAAAUACAUUUAUAUUUUUAAGAAAAAGCGAGCCUCCCCCCUCCCUUGCGGGGGCGGGGAGGGUCCUCUGUGUGUGUCCCCGGCACGUCAGGGACCCUAUCCUCCCACCGCCUCCGUUAACACGAUCCUGAAUAAAUCUUGAGAACCCCA